AUGCAUUGCCUGAUAUUAUGGCACAUAAACCAUUUCAAUAUUUCCCUCGCGUAUUGGAUUCCUUUGACAGGUUACCAUGCCCUGAUCAACAGCCGCACUUGGGUCCUAAAGGAGUUUGUCGGCAGGAAGAUUUCUCAGUAUGAUAUCCUAAGCUGUACCUGGGAGAGAGACGAAAUUACUUUUUCGAAACUGGCAAGCGAAUGA
Pseudomassariella vexata is the source of this 204-nucleotide messenger RNA. RefSeq lists its product as uncharacterized. The transcript has a single exon. The record is from RefSeq and is a predicted model, not a curated record. Bases 1 to 204 code for a protein of 67 amino acids. Lineage: Eukaryota; Fungi; Ascomycota; Sordariomycetes; Amphisphaeriales; Pseudomassariaceae.